AGAGUCAUAGUAGGACAGGACUUGAUUGUCAUUGCACAAUUUCAACGAAACUACGUUUCCAGCAGAAACCGGUUCAAGAUGAGAAAAACAAACCGUGUACAGGGUUACAGAACAGGAACGCUGAUGGGUCGCCAAAGGCGCCCCCGUAAAAGAUGAGAAAAAGGGAUUUGGAAUGUGUGGAGAUGCGGAGCCGACGGACCGACAACGGGGCAGGGCACGCCGCAGCCCUGCCCAAGAUGGCGGAAAGGAGGCGGAGAAUGCGGUGGAGCGGAGAGGCAAUCGAAUUCCGGUGCGUGGGUCACACACCGGGACCCAAUUAACAUUUCUCCUUACGCUGUAUAAAAGGGGAGAAGGAGGAGGGAUCGAAGCAGGAGUAGGAGAGCCUGCAGGAGCAGAUGAACAGCAAGAGCGAUCAAAAAAGGACAGAGAGCGAACCAUAGAGGAGGACGGCGGAUGAAAGAGCGGACCGUGAGCAGCUGCAAAGCGAUCCGACCUACGCUAAAGCUUGUUUAUUGAAAAACAAACCAGAGUCAAACCUGCUCAAGAGCAAAAUGCCCUUCCUUGAUGGUCCUGGGAACCCACACGACGGCAAGAGACUCUCACAGAAUGAUAGGCAAAAUUCCAGAAAAAAAGUGACGUUCAACUUUGAAUACAGUAACCAUGAUAAAUACUGUACAGUAAGGACAAACAAAAAAACAGAUCAGCAUGCCGUAAAUGCUGCAUCAUCCUUGUUGAACAAUAGAGUUUGGGUUUAAAUAUUAACACGUGUUGUUUUAAAAGUCCUCAUGUGGCCGCAUUUCAACUCAGUCGGCUGUGAAAGCAUGGCUGACUUCGGAGACGUCCUAAGGAACAUCGGGGAGUUCGGAACCUUCCAGAAGCGCAUGGUUUUUGCACUCUGUUUUCCAAAUAUCAUUCUGCCUUUUCAAUUUGCCUGCGUGUUUUUCAUCCAGUCCGACCCGGAGCGACACUGUAACACGGACUGGAUCCUGAAGGCCGACGCUAACCUGACCCGGCAGGAGCAGCUGAACCUGACCGUUCCUCUGGAGCGGGACGGUUCUUUCAGCAGGUGUCGCAUGUUUGUUCCGGUGGACUGGGACGUCGGCACCAUCAGGGAACAGGGACUCAACGAGACCACGGUGUGCCAGAACGGUUGGAUUUACAACAGUGAACUUUACACAGCCACCAUAGUCACUGAUUUUGAUCUGGUAUGUGAUCGGGCUUAUUUACUGCAACUGGCACAAACCGUAAUGAUGACGGGCAUUCUGCUUGGUUGUCUCCUAUUUGGACCUUUUGCUGAAUCGUUUGGUCGCAGACGAGCAGUUCAAAUACCGAUGGUUGCAAACCUCAUUUUUACCGUCACCAGUGCCUUGUGCCCCAACGUCCUGCUUUUUAUGCUCUCCCAGUUUUUGAUGGGCAUUGGCUAUGGGGGUUUUCGGAUGAAUGCAAUUAUAUUAGCCACCGAGUGGAUUGGACCGUCCAAGAGGUCUUGGGGAGCAUGCGUGACCCAACUAUUUGGUGCUUUAGGACAGGCCCUCCUUGCUGGAGUGAUCUUCAUCAUCCGAGACUGGAGACUAGCUCAAUUUAUCACUGCAGCUCCACUGGCAGUCAUUUGUAUUUAUAUAUGGUUCCUUCCAGAGUCCGCCAGGUGGUUGUUGGAGAGAGGGAGGACAGAAGAAGCUAAAGAGUUGCUGUUAAAGGUGGCAGCUGUCAAUAAACGCACCUUCAAAGAGUCUCUCCUGGAAAAGAUUGUCGUGAAAGAGAAAAAGGAGAAAAAGAGUGGCGUUUUAAUACUCGUCCAGUCUUCUGUGCUUAGGAAGUAUUUCUUCACCUUAUUAUAUGCAUGGUUCUCAGUGAAUGUUGCGUACUAUUGCGUUUCAUUCAAUGUGGGGAACCUUGGCUUGGACGUGUUUAUGACCCAGCUCUUGUUUGGUCUGACGGAAACGGUUGCUCAGAUACUUUGCAUGUGGCUGCUGGAAGCACUGGGGAGACGACUAUCCAUCAUCUCCACGCUCCUAACUGGGGCGCUCUUGUCCGCCUUGAUGCUCGCGUUCAUUCCAGGAUAUCCUGUGGCUGUGACUGCACUGGCGACAUCCGGACGUUUAUUGGCCAACUGGGCCGCAUCCGUAUGCAAUGUUUAUGUUCAAGAGUUAUUCCCAACCUCUUGUCGGCAAACAGCCUCUGGUUUAGGCUCCUUUGCCAGCCGGGCUGGUGGUUUGAUCGCCCCUUUGGUCAACAUGCUGGCUACGUACCACUGGUCCAUACCUAUCGUUAUCUUCAGCGGCCUGACGCUGAUCAGCGGGGUUCUCAGCUUCGUGCUUCCUGAGACUCGAGGGAUUGAACUACCAGAUUCGACCGACGAUGCUGAGAACAACAGGAAUAAGAAGAUGACCAAGAAAGAGUGUGAAUCAAAUGUCCACAUCAAAUCCAGUAAACUGUAGCCUUUUCUAUACUACGAACAAGAUGCACACUAAAAAAUGUUGGGUCGAAAAAAUAACCCGAUUUUAACCCAACUGCAGCCCAAAGGACAAACCCAUUAUUUGAGUUAUUUUAACUCAACAUUUUGGGUUAAUUCUUUCAACCCAACUUUUGCCUUGAAUUAUUUAACCCAAAAGUGGAGGUUUGCUAACUCAAUGUUGGUUGAUUCAUAACCCAACUAUUGGGUUGAAGUUAUUUAACACAAACGAUGAGGUAUGCUCACUACGAUGUUGGGUUAUUCCCAACCCAACUAUUGGGUUGCGCAAUUUAGCGCUCCUUGACCCAAUAGUUGGUUAAAAAUUAUAUAUAUAUUUUUUCUGGUUUAACGUAGUCCUUCCCCAUUACUGAUGAAAAUGUUUUUAUUCCAUUAAAAAAUACUCAAAAGCAAGAUAUGAGUGACAUUUUAACUUUUAAUGUACAGAAUUACAAAACCCAAAACCAGUAAAGUUGUGUAGAAUGUAAAUAAAAACAGAAUACAAUGAUUUGCAAAUCCUGCACGUAACAUUGAAUGCCCGUGACCUUCGAUCUCUCAGGCAGUAAUGCAUCAAAAACUAUUUAUCAACAACACCCGGAAAUGCCGCCGGCUUUGCUGGGCCCGAGCAUCAUCCAAGAUGGACUGAUGCAAAGUGGAAAAGUGUUCUGUGGUCUGGGGAGUCCAUAUUUCAAAUUGUUUUUGGAAACUGUGGACGUCCCAAAGAGGAAAAGAACCAUCCGGACUGUUCUAGGCACAAAGUUGAAAAGCCAGUAUCUGUGAUGGUAUGGGGGUGCAUUAGUGCCCAAGGCAUGGGUAACUUACACAUCUGUGCAGGCAGGUUUUUGAACCACACAUGUUGAGGUUGAAUGUUUUAUUAUUAAUGUGCAUGUACUGAGGUCUAAGGGUUGGAGUCUAGAGGCCAGUCUUGGCCUGCCAUCCGCAGACUGUUAUGGACUCUGUAUGAUAUCUGCUGUAUAAAGGUAAUAAACUUUCGAAGUUU
This is a messenger RNA of Nerophis ophidion (straightnose pipefish), 3449 nucleotides long. Its product is annotated as solute carrier family 22 member 13-like. Gene Ontology annotation, cellular component: membrane. The transcript has 11 exons. Bases 786 to 2438 code for a protein of 550 amino acids. NCBI's taxonomy places the organism in Eukaryota, Metazoa, Chordata, Actinopteri, Syngnathiformes, Syngnathidae. Gene Ontology annotation, biological process: transmembrane transport. Gene Ontology annotation, molecular function: transmembrane transporter activity. The record is from RefSeq and is a predicted model, not a curated record.